UAACUUGAAUGAAUAGGAAUAGGAUUCAUAAUAGGUCUAUAGGUGCACAUGCCAGUAAUCGUUGUUGUAUCCAACAUAAACAACUGCUUUUGUUGUUUUCCUAAUGCAAGUGGAUAAUUAGAAGCUCCACUCCUGGGCCCAAACAUCCUAUAAUUAUAAUGCAUGAAAAGUUUUUUGAUCCGUUUCCAGUUUUGUCCGGGCUAUGCUGGGACUCUACUACCCUACAGACGACGAGGUGUCUGGGGAUGCAGAGCUCCAGAGAUGGAUCCAAGAUAUCUUCACAAAGGGCUUCCUGGGCAACAGCAGCUCAGGGAUGCCAGAGUCCUUCAUCACAGUGGAAGCGGUUGUCAAGUUUGUCACCAUGGUGAUCUUCACAACAUCUGCUCAACACGCAGCUGUAAACAGUGGACAGGUGGACAUCUUUAGCUGGUUCCCAAACUCCCCUCUGCAGCUUCGAAAAGCACCGCCAACUACCAAGGGACUGGUUACCAUGGAUACCAUUCUGGAGACACUGCCAAACAUUGGUGACACGGUCGCCUUCAUCAUCAGUUCAUUGGUUCUAUACAAGAAAUACAUGGACUCUGUUGUUCUUGGUUCCUACCCUGAGGAACGUUUUUGUGAGCCGGCGGCCAAGCGGAUUAUAGAGAACUUCCAGAAGGAGCUCUCCAGCAUCGAGGAAAGGAUCAUAACGAGGAACGCAAGUCUGGAUGUCCCGUACUGCUACCUGCAACCCUCGGAGAUCGAGAAUAGUGUGUCUAUAUGACUAGAACCACAAAGAUGUUCGCUACUGGAGGAGUCCCAUUCCUGUUUGAUAAUGCUCAUCAAUGUGGGGAUAACAUUUGGGAACUCUGCGUCCUUUGUAUAUCCUGCCCUCAUAUUGAAAUCUGCCUCUAAAAUUUUACAUUCUCAAACAAAAAACGAAUCUGCGUAUUCUAACCAACAAUUAUUGAUUCAUUGUUAAAACAUUCGACUAAAUGUAUAAAUAAUGGAAUAAUAAAGAUGAAAUUGCCAAA
Messenger RNA from Gadus macrocephalus (Pacific cod), 1013 nucleotides. Its product is annotated as polyunsaturated fatty acid lipoxygenase ALOX15B-like. The transcript has 4 exons. Gene Ontology annotation, biological process: lipid oxidation; linoleic acid metabolic process. Bases 203 to 763 code for a protein of 186 amino acids. The record is from RefSeq and is a predicted model, not a curated record. NCBI's taxonomy places the organism in Eukaryota, Metazoa, Chordata, Actinopteri, Gadiformes, Gadidae. Gene Ontology annotation, molecular function: metal ion binding; oxidoreductase activity, acting on single donors with incorporation of molecular oxygen, incorporation of two atoms of oxygen.